This is a messenger RNA of Pelmatolapia mariae (spotted tilapia), 2738 nucleotides long. RefSeq lists its product as uncharacterized. Bases 592 to 1761 code for a protein of 389 amino acids. The transcript is spliced from 8 exons. Gene Ontology annotation, cellular component: RNA polymerase III complex. Lineage: Eukaryota; Metazoa; Chordata; Actinopteri; Cichliformes; Cichlidae. Gene Ontology annotation, molecular function: DNA binding. Gene Ontology annotation, biological process: tRNA transcription by RNA polymerase III. The record is from RefSeq and is a predicted model, not a curated record.
UGUAGCGCUGCUUGAGAACAAUAGCAGCGAACUGCGGAAGGAAAUUAGAGCCGUUUAACCGGGACAAAUACAGCAGGCGGCAAAAGCAAAGCGGUGUUACAGUCAUUUCAGCGUCUUCGUGCUGUAAGUGCGUCGUGCUUUUUUGGCACCGUUGUUUGCAAUUGAUUUAUUUUGCGUCCACCGACAGGACACUCCGUGGGUUACGGCUGAGAGGACAUCUGCACGCAGUACACUGUUUAUCAUCACCGCGACCGAGAAACCGCGGCUGACGGUGUUGUGUUUGAAACCAGAUGGGAUUAACUUCCUGCUGCGAUAUGGCGCGUAGGAGCAACACGGAGGGGAACGAGCUGCUGUUUAGCUUAGAGGAGCCCCGCUAAGGAUCACUGUUACCUCAGUGAGACACAGACUAGUUCUGAAGCACACCGAGGGACCAGUGAGGGAUGAGCUACGGGCGCUCGGCUAACAAAUACCGGAUUCUAACAGCACUAAUUUCAAAAUAAAAGCCGUCGUUUAUAAACAGACCUGCGUGAGAAACAGCUGAACGGACACGCAUUAAAAAAAACUGAGAGGACGUACAGCAGGUAUCGCGACAUGAGCGACUCCGGGGAUGCAGCGAGUGUUCCCAACUUCUCCUCCCCGAGCAGCGGGGCUGGGCUGGGGAGAGCACUCGCGGGCCGGGUCAGGACUCUGACCUCCCCCCCUCCGCCUGGAAGACUGACGUCCCUCAGAACCCGGGACCUGACGCUGGGGGGAGGCUUCAAAAAGACUAAGAAAACCUUUGAGCCUAACGUCCACGCUGUGAGGAAGAGUAAAGACGAGCUAAAGGAGGAGAUCCACGUGGCUCCGAAAAAGGAGAGAAGAGAUAGGAAUGAGCGGAGGAGAGAGAGCAGAGGGAGGAGGAAGGAGCGGCCUCAGACCAUCCAGUCCCACUCCAUCUUUGAACAGGGUCCUGCUGACAGCGUGCGCAAAACAGGCUGGCAUGGUGCUACACACCUGCAGGAGUCUGCCACCUCUCCUGUCUGCAAACUGCUCAAGAAAGAGAGGAAAGAGUCAAAGGAGGAAGAUGAAGAUGAGAUACUCAGUAAACUUCAGCGAGAUGAUUUCAUCGAUGAUCCGGGUCUGAGGAAUGAUGCAAAGCUGAAGCCCAUCCAGCUGCCUCUGUGUCAGUCCAGCAGUCACACUCUGACUUCCACGACACGUCCAGAGAGGCCCACUGUGUUCAGACCUCAGUCCUGUGCAGGGACCAGCAGGACCGAGCGGCCUAAAUCAGAGCAGCCGUCGCUGGUAGAUCUGCUGCAGGAUCUCAGCCUGUCCGGCAGGGAGGAGCUCUUCUUCAUGCAGCUGCCCGACUGCAUGCCAGGCAGAGCGUCUGGAGCGAAGGUCGACCUGGCUCCUGGGCCUGCAGCAGAGACGCCUGCAGCAAAGGAGGGCAAGCAUGAAGUGAAGAGGACUCCACAUCUUCAAGCAAAAAGUGCAGUGAAAGAGGGCUGUCCUGUGCUCUCACAGUUCCCAGAAGGAUUUCUGGGUAAGCUGCAGAUCAGGAAGUCAGGAAAGGUGGAGCUGAAGCUGGGUGACAUCAUCAUGGAUGUCUCAGAGGGAGCUGCAUUCUCCUUCCUGCAGCAACUGGUGUCUGUGCGUCUGUGUGAUGGGCGGACUGGAGAUAUGAUGGUGCUGGGAAACGUCCAUCACAAACUGGUUUUAUCUCCGGACUUCCAGGCUUUACUGGGCCAAGCUGCAUCACAGCAGCCUCCGGGCCCCUGAGGGUCUCCCUGCAGGUGACCCGUACACACUGUAGGAGGAGAAAGUGCAGUAAAUGUGUUGGAAAGAACAGUCUGAGGGUACACUGCUGAGAGAGUCACCAUCAAGGUAACAUGCAUCUGUGUUUAAAUCCUGUGAAGUCUUUGAAAUGAAUCUUUUUAAAACACAGACGUUUCCCUCUCUGGGAUGAAGAUAUCAGCACAGUAAAAUGGACCAUGACCCAUCAGCCUGCUGACCACAAGGACCAUCAUAGUGUGUCACUAACACAGGCUGACACAAGGCCUGAUACAGCAGUACAGUGUCUGUAUACUGAGCUGUAGUAAAAAUGUCACCACAGGGUUUUUUCCCAUUUAAAGAAAUAAUUGUCAGAAGUGUUUCAUUGGUAUUAAAGUGAUGCAGAUGUGAGGCUGGGCGCUGGUUCCAAACGUGCACAAUCUACAGUUAGCACCAAAUCACAGCAGUCGCCUCAAGGUGCUUUAUAUUGUAAGGUAGACCCUACAGUCACCUGUUACCAUGUACGAUGUGAAACAUUACAGAACGCAGUCGUCCUAAACAGUGUGGCACAGCAGCUUCUGCAAUGACCCAGGAUGUGUGAGACUCCUCCCACCAGAGGAUGGCUGUGGGUUUCUCUCUCAGACACAUGGCUGUGUCUUAAUGGGGACCAGUGCCUGCUGAGUGGUUGGAUUCAACAAGUACCUAACCACCAGAUGACACCACCUGGCCCUCUCUCCUCCACCACCCAACAAACAGCCUGUUACUGAGUGUUGCUUUGAGUGUCUCUGACUGAACAGCUGGUAUAUUAGUAUCAGCUGAUUUGUGUCUGGUGCUAGAACAUUAACCUUUAUAAAUGAGGUCAUUUGUAACUUGUCCACUGUACAUAUGUAUGUGUAGUCCACUGCAGCAGCCUGGUAGGAGCGAGAAGCCUUUCUGUUGAACCCAGGUCUCUCCUGUCUGUCAAAGUAAAACUUUAUAUAAGCAAA